Linnemannia hyalina is the source of this 2040-nucleotide messenger RNA. NCBI's taxonomy places the organism in Eukaryota, Fungi, Mortierellomycota, Mortierellomycetes, Mortierellales, Mortierellaceae. The record is from the annotation of a GenBank genome assembly.
AUGUCAUCUGUACACACUUCCUCUGCAUGUCAAAGGGUUUUAUCGAUACAAGAGCUUGCUGACUCUGUUGCCUCCUACCUAGCCCCGUCAGACCUGUUCCGGUGUGUUCAAGUGCACUCGUCAUGGAACCUCACCCUCAUCCCAUCCCUCUGGAAUACCAUCGACGACAGUCUGUAUCGCUGGCCAGAAUUCAUCGACGAGCACAACCCGCAUCUGCCCAAGGAAGUCAAGGACCCGCAGGACUGGAUGCUCGCUGUCUUUAAAAAGUACGGCCAUCACAUCAGGCACCUCCGAAUAAGCUUCUUGGUCACCAUCGAAGCCGCCUUCGCCAGCACCCACUGCGUCCAUCUUCAAUCCUUGGGCAUCCUCUUCAACCAAAAAUUGACAAAGGCUGAAAUCCGCGAAUCCAGUCGGAUGCAGAGUCUCAGGGGCGGACUCAGCUGGCCAGAGAGGCAAAAGCUAGGAGAAGCUGGACCGUUUGAGGCACCAGAGUUUGAAGGAGCUAUCAUUCCGGCCCAGAUCUUGUUCCGUAUAAAGUCGGUGCAAAGGACAGACUGGAUCACCUUCCAACGCUCUUGGCUCUUGGUGAGGCGGAAUCGAUCUCUGAUGGCUCUCAAAAUCGGGCAAUCCCUCCUCACACUGGGCCGCAUCAGUUCGCCAACAGUUUUCAUCGACCUUCUCGCCGCCUUGCCAAACCUCGGAACAUUUGAACACAACCUUCACUGCCUGGACGGAUACCAACUUUUGGUGCGACUUGCGCACCUUCACUCCUUCUCCUCGAUGUAUUAUCACGUUCCGGAAGCAUUAGAUCACCGAAAGACAUACAAAAACAUUCGCAGCUUCGGUAGACCCCACGCCAUAUCUCAGCUGCACGUUGCAUGGAUCCUCAAAGACUUUCCAAAUCUUGAAUGCCUGGCUUUAGGGUGGAUCGACACGACGCAACCAAGCGAUCCGGAGGCGUUCAGGAUCAUCGGGAAUUCGCCUUUGAAAUUGAGAGAACUACGUGUCGCCUCCGCCAAUGAACACAGGGAACUUAACAUUUGGGUCGAGAUCAUUUCACUCUGUCCGGAGCUACGCCGGUUCGUCGCCAAUAACCUCACCAGACAGGUUGUCGACACUCUUGUCCAACACUCCAGGAAGUUGGUUGAGCUACGACAGAACCGCGACGACACUCCAAUCGUAUCUAUUCAGUAUUGGACUCAGACAUUGAAUGGCCUCUUGGAAUCGUGUCCCGACCUCAAGAUCCUCGACUGCAUUAAUUGCGCUGUCCAAGUUCCAGACUGGGAAGAUGAAGUUUGGGUGUGCGCAGGACUCGAAACCUUUCGCUGUCAGAUUGUUGGAUUUGAUCGACUGAGUAAGGAGGAGGAAAGGGUCCUGGAGGACAUUGCCGAGACGAGGAAGGCGCACCAGCUACUUUCUUUUGGUGGAGGAAGGAGACAACCGGUUGGGAAGGAGUUGCGGUGUCUAGAGCAACAUUACAGGAUGUACGAUCGACUUUCAGCUCUGACCUCGCUAAGAGUCAUUGAUCUAGGAGGAGGCUAUCGGGAUGACAUGCUACUGUUGGACGACAACGCUCCAUUUUAUGAGGUCGAUGGGUAUGAGUAUCUGAGGUAUGGAGGACCGAUGGAGAAUUCGAUGGAGCUCUCUCUUUCGUCAGGACUGAGUCGACUUGCGACACUGAGGCGUAUUGAGGUGUUUGGGUUUGAGGGUGUUGACCACCGAAUUGGCAAGGCGGAGUUGAAGUGGAUGGCGACGAGCUGGCCACGGUUGAGGGAGAUGCGAGGGUUGCAUGUUGAUACGUUGCCGUAUAUCGAGUUUGACCUGCACAAGGCGGUGCUGAGGAAGUACAUGAGGGUACUUCGACCAGAGGUCAAACAGUUGGGCUAUGGGUGUCGGAAGGACGACGGCACAGAGGACGAGCCUCCUUUACUGGGGCCGAGGACUAUCAGGCCGUGGGCCACUGUUGCACCUUCCUCGCCGACAGUUGCAGUUGCGCCGCGUCGACAGCGUAGCAAGGCAUUAUGUUGCUUUGUUCAGUGA